CAAACCUGUCUCCGGAACCUCCAAGACAAUCCGAUGUACUGGCAAGUCAGUCGGGAAAAGAACGUACGGCAUCAAAGCGGGCGAAGACUCAUAGGAAUGAGGAGUCCUGCGCUGGCUCGUCAAUCUCCUUCCCGGUCAAGCGUUCUGGACUUGCCAGCAAGAAUUUGGACGCUCAGGUGCCGUUUAUCCCCGGACAACCUAAUGACCCACUUACUCGUGAUGUUACUGACACUUCUCCAUCACAUGCACAGCUCGCUGUUCGUCCGACGGAUUCGCACAUCACAGAGUCGUUCCCCAAAAAGAAGCGUAGGCACAAUUCAAGCGGGAGUGGCAAGCUCUCCAAGAACGUCAGCAGCUCUUUUGAAAAACGUAGUUCAAGCCCACGUGUAAACAGUGCUCCAAAACGAGCCAACUCUUGCAAUAAGGUAAAGAUCAGUCCCCGUGCAAGUAACACGUACAAAAAUGAACAAACCGAAUCACCGUCAGAGAAUGAUACAGAAGCCGGUUCGGGUGACCGUAAUCCUGAUGGGCACGCGCGCUCGCCGGUUGACCGACCAUCCACUUCUGCAUCACUAGUCGCCUAUAAUAGCUCCGAGGAGGACCAUAUGGAUGCACCACGAAAACACUCCAAAGAUGCAAAGCAAAAGCGUCCUUCAGGGUCUCCUAAUAAGAGUUCAUCACAAGAGGACUCAAACGAAUUGAAUCGGUCUUCUGUGCCGAACUCAGCCGGGGUCUCGAAGAAACUCAAAGUUGUCAAGACGACUGCCAAAUCAACAUGGGACUCAAGUGACAGCGAGUUUGAAGCAUCAACAGUCGCUACUCAUGGUAGCACCUCAGCCCCCACCAUUUCAGCGUUAUCAAACGAAGUCUCGCCCCAGAUUACCUCUUGUUCCCAGCCGACUCCACAAGCGGAACUUAGUAGAAAACGUAAACGAUCAUUCAAGAAAUGUGCUCCAGAAUCGAAUGUUGCAGUCGAUCGAGAAUCUGCACGGGAGGAAAAGCAACAAGACUCCGCGGUGUCCACAGAGGCUCAGCCGCAGGCACACCGUUCCAGCAAACGUGAAAAACGAAGGCUAUCCCGGCAUAAGCGUCGAAGAUCUUAUUCUUCCCAUAGUUCUGUUUCUCCCGCACAUCGGAGCAGAGGCCGAGCGGUUCCAGAGGAUGAAGAUCAUAGGGAGUAUCCUGUCGAUGCACGUCGCCAAUCGUUCUCACACGAUUCGAUUUCAUCUCGUUCGUCUGAUAACGAGUCCCAGUACUCUACGGCGAGUAGUCAUUCAGGAAGUUGGCGUCGACACCGUCGUCGUCAUCGGAGGCGCUCCAAGUCUUAUACGUCACGUUCGUCUUCUCGAGGCUCAUCGAAUUUAUCUCGUGGUUACCGAGACAGGACUAAGUCUCGCUCAAGAAGCGGUCGGCGCCGUCGAAGGCGUGUGAGGUCAUCCUAUCGACGUUCCAGACGUCGGAGUUACUCAAGCCGUUCUCACUCUCGUUCUCGGAGCUGGAGGACGUCUGAGUCUAGCUCUUACCGUUCUUCGCGCUCAUCUUCACGUGCUUCAUCUCCCGUUUCUCAUCGCCGUUCCUCGGCCUUAAGAAGAUCAUCUUCUCGACCGUCGCCUGUACAUAGGAAGCUUGUUUCCAGCUCCAAGUUGAGCAGCGGAGAACGCAGUCGUAGUCCGGAAAACCGUUUGGCACGACUUGGCAUGGGUCCAUUAGGUCGAGGAAGUAAUGUGGAACAACGUGUCAGUGAUGCCUUGACAACUUUCUCGCUAUCCAGUGUUGCAGAUACGGUUUCUGCUGCAGUCAAACGAGUAACGGGUGGGAACAGCAUUUCCGGGUCUAAAAAACUACCCGACGGUGCUGCGUCCCACAGUCAACCCACUUUGGGUGCGUCCGAAAGGCCGAAACAAGAACAGAUUGUGACAUCGGGCAAAUCUACACUAGUAGACAUCCCACUUCCACUGGAUGCCGGACAUUCCACUAGUCAUGAUAAUACAACAGCUGAGCAGCUAUCAAGCCAUACAGAAACUGCUCCAUAUAUUGGUCCGCAGUUGCCUCCAGAGUUGGCCAAGCGUUUUGGCCUGUCUGUCAGUCAACAGUCUCCUACUGAGAAGGAGUCCUCUAACCGGGCGCCGUUGGAAACAGCGGCCACCAAUACCCCUUCGAACUCCAAUCCUCAAAACUCAAAUGAUUCAGCCACUUCUCAGUCGAACUCAAUGGAAUUCCUAAUCCCUCCGGAGAAAGUGGAGCAGUACAGAGCUUUACAAGAACAAGCAAAACAGCACGCACUCCGCCGUAGCAAUCUACUUAUGACAGGAGAAUCAGCGGAAGUAACCACGUCUUCCGUCAUUCCAUCGGAAGCGGAACUUCACUCUCAGCGCUUAGCUCUUUUAGUCUCUGCUGGUUUGGUGUAUCCGGCGUACUCCGGGGACGCUAGUUUAUUGACUCCUGUGAACAGUAACGCCACUUCUUUGGCAGUCACGGACUCCGGUGUCAACCAAAAUUUCGUUAGGCUCGCCGAGGAUGCCCGGCUCGCUGCACUGAACACACAAAUUCAAAAUCAAUUAUGGACCUCGAUGGCUUCAUUAGGUCAGCAAAACACAGCCAUCCGCAGCAUGGCUGGUUCUGAUCAACUUGCUGCGGCGCUCGCUGGUGGCAAAGCUUCCACUUACGACACACCGUCCGUACCAACUGUCCUUCCGGCAUCGUUGCACCAACAACUGCAGCAUGCGCAGCUUCAGCAACUGGUUGCUGCGGCUAAUGCAAUUCAGGCUGCGCAGUCAGGUGGAAACGCUGUUCAGACACAGCAAGCUCAACCGGUGAUCACGGCUCAGUUGUUACAGCAGCUGGCUAUCCAGCAAGCACAGAAAAUUCAGACCGCCAGCCUGCCAGCCAAUGCCAUUGCAGCUUCUGUGCUUUCGGCACACCUACAGCAGCAACAGAAGCUACAAGCACAGCUAUUGAGACAAACCAAUGAUCCAUUGAAAUCUCAAACCGAUGGACACUUGACCCCCGUCAGUUUGUUCAACGAUGCCACAAGCUCAGCCUCGUACAUAAGUCCCAUGUGCACAGUCGCUGUCAACGGUCCGAUUGGUGCUGCUUCCCCUCUGUCCUCAAGCCUAGUCCGAAACCCGGUCGCUGGUGCAACCGCUGUUACAAAUCCGGUAGUUUCUGCCCUCUCCUUGAAAACUGCGCAGCAGACACAAGCGUUUUUGAACGCAGCGCAACAGCAGCAGUUGUUGGCCGCGGUUUUACGACAACAGCAAGCAACUGCUAUUGGUCUAGGAUUGCCACAGGAGACCGCUACUCAACCGGCUUUUCUCUCUGUUCAGCUGGCUCAAAACGCCGCCACUCGUCUAUUAGCUUCACAACAGCAACAACAACAGAUUCUAGCUCUUCAGGCGCUCCAACAGAAGCAACUACUCCAACAACAACAACAGCAGCAGCAGCAACAACAACAGCAACUGCGUGUUUUAGUUCCUGGAUCAGCGGAGAAUUCCCUAUUCCACGCACAGUUGGCUGCUGCAGUACAGCAGCAGCAGCAAAGACAGCUACAGCAAUUACAGAAUCAGGCAUUAGCAGCGUCUGCCAUUGCAGCUGCCCAAAGUCAGCGCCAGCAGCAGCAACAACAACAACAACAAGCUCAAGACCGUACAGGAAAAACUUUGUGAUUACGAUGUGAUGAUCAUUUUCAUUACCCUGUUGUACAUAGAUUUCGAUUAUGUUGACUCUUC
Messenger RNA from Opisthorchis viverrini, 3728 nucleotides. RefSeq lists its product as hypothetical. The annotation marks the transcript as partial. NCBI's taxonomy places the organism in Eukaryota, Metazoa, Platyhelminthes, Trematoda, Opisthorchiida, Opisthorchiidae. The transcript is spliced from 12 exons. The record is from RefSeq and is a predicted model, not a curated record.